This is a messenger RNA of Cephus cinctus (wheat stem sawfly), 3393 nucleotides long. Its product is annotated as orexin receptor type 1. The record is from RefSeq and is a predicted model, not a curated record. Gene Ontology annotation, molecular function: neuropeptide Y receptor activity. The transcript has 10 exons. Lineage: Eukaryota; Metazoa; Arthropoda; Insecta; Hymenoptera; Cephidae. Gene Ontology annotation, biological process: G protein-coupled receptor signaling pathway. Bases 792 to 2162 code for a protein of 456 amino acids. Gene Ontology annotation, cellular component: membrane.
AUUUACGGCGCUUGGCGUCGCGCAUGCUCAGUGACGCUACGUCGGCUCGCGGGAGGCCCGAACAGAAAUGAUAUUCGUCAGUUUGCCGUUAACUUGCUCUCGAAACUUUUGCUCGAGGUACCCCCGGCGAUAUUUUUGUUUUAUCAGAAAUCGAUGGAAAUAAAUUUUUCUUUUUAAAUUUUAUUUUCAAAACGUCUUUUAUGGACCGAUACAGUGGCGAUUAAAAUUUAAAAAUGAAAAUUUCUACUAGUUUUUUACUUACGUUCGUUUAACGAGAAGCAGUUGUGAUUUUUUAAAUAAGUUUAUCGCAGUUCAAAUCGUAGUUUCAACUAUUAAAACUGUGCAAUACGAUGUAAUUAAAUUUGUUGUAUUAUUAUCAUCGUUGAUAAAGAAUUUUCUCAAGAUUUUAUAAAAAUAAACUUCUUCCGCAUUCCGACGGGAAAUUUUGAAAAUAUUCGAAGAAAGGAGUGUAGUCAUUCCAAUAUGGCGGCUAGCGACAGUUGCUGAGAAGAGUAGUCAAGUCGGGAUGCUCCAGAUGUUCGUAAAAUAAGUGUAAAGGAAAAAUUUUGAAGAAUAAAACUAAAGAUAACUUUGAAAAUAACGGAUAGCUAUACUCGUAUAAAAUGACUACGUGUGUAAACUUCCUGGAGGACGCGAAGUUCGCGAUGUUCGUACAUAACCUCUUUCGCGGUACUGUGAACGGGAUAUCGAUGGUGACGGAUUCGAGUUUGUAUUGUUGAAUACCGGAUAUCAGUGUCUCUCUUGUGGUGCGUUACGUUAAUUUGUAAAUCAUGUCUCUGAUCGACGUCGCGGCGACGUUGACGACUGACGUCAUGGCAUAUCAUCUGAACGACAGUGCUUACAAUGCCAGUGUGUAUAGUGAUAGUUCUGAGGUUGAAGAAAUGUCUGCCAUCCUGAGACGCUUUAUCGAUGAUCUCAAUGAGACUAAUUACCUUUUGAUCACACUUUACGUGCCCGUAAUUGUUCUUGCUGUGACUGCUAAUAUACUUGUGAUCGUGGUGGUCUUCAAGUACCAUUACAUGAGGAGGUACUGUCCCGAUUUUUCAAGUGUCACUAAUUACUUCGUGGUCAAUCUCUCCGUGGCUGAUCUUCUCGUCACGAUGAUUUGUAUGCCCAUGGCUGUUAGCCAAGCUGUGUCCAUCACUUGGGUCUACGGAGAGAUCAUGUGUAAACUGUUCUUCUAUCUACAAGGUGUUGCAGUCGCAGCGUCAGUCUUCACCAUCACUGCCAUGAGCAUCGACCGAUACUUGGCCAUUAGGAGUCCUAUAGCCUUUAGGCGGGUUUUCAACAGGCGAAGCACGAUCCUAGUAAUUGCGGCGCUAUGGAUCGUGGCACUGAGUAUUUUCGCACCGAUACUAAAAGCAGUUACCCUGCAAAGCCCCAUGAAGGAUCUAGACAACAUAACACUGGGUGGUGAUCUAACUGGAGACGACGAAGGCGUCCAGGUCGAGAAACUUGCCUUCUACAUUUGCUCUGAAGACUUCAAGCCUUUAGGAAUUCACGCCCAUAUAUUUGGCGCCGCCUGCUUCGUCCUAGUUUACGCAAUUCCUGGCUUCAUCGUUAUCCUGGCUUACUCGAUGAUGGGACGAACCCUUUGCGCCAGGAAGCCACCGUUUGACUGCGACAGUAUUGAAGGCAGCGCAAGUUCGCAACAGGGUUUCCGUUUGGUGCGUGAGAGAAGACGAGUGGCAUGGAUUCUACUACUACUUGCAGUAUUAUUUGCGUUAUGUUGGCUGCCCUACAAUGUUCUGAGAUUACUGCUAGAUCUAGGAGUUCUCAGUGAAGGACGAACAAUAUCGGACGUCCUCUCGUAUUGCCUCUUCCUCGGUCAUGCGAACAGUGCUUUGAAUCCUAUUGUAUACUGCUUCAUGACCCGCAAUUUUCGCCGAAGCGUAUCCGAAAUCCUUUGUCGCAGUCCACACGGGUUGUCGCGCCGGAAACCCCAUCGAAAAAAUCUCGCCUACACGAAGGUCGUCUACAGGAGUAACCAAAAGUCGCAGCCGUCCACGGGCCAACAACCAAUCACGAAUCAGCCUGCGACGACCCUUGUCAACUCUGCUCAGACAACCGUCACAAAUUAUCCCAGAAGGAUCCAAGUCUGUCAGAGAGUUUCCUUCGAUGACAGAUCCGCCAAGACGUGAGCGAGAGAGACGUCGCCAGUACCAUGUGCAUGGAUAUCACGAAAGCAGUAUUCAAGUGUCAGGAACUUUAUUAGAAUAAGAUAGACAAGUAUGCAGAUAUAUGGUUAUCUGCUUGUUCAAAAACGAAUCUGAACUUUGAAAAAUAAAGAUAUGAGUGAUGGGCAGCAUUAACGACUGCAUAACAAAUGAUGACGUGUGUGAAAAUAUUGUUUGCGAUAGCGAGCUCUUAUCUAAAGUAAAGAAAAGGAUAUGGAAAAAAAAUAAGAGGGAAAGAUCGUCCUUGGAUGAUAAUUCCUUUUUUAUUUUCCUCCCCUGUAUAAACAUUAUUGUAAUAUGACAAAACGAUGCAAAUUGAACGAUCUUACGUUUCGCCGCAUAAGAUUAAGAUAAACGACUUUGACAACCAACGGGGAUUAUCACUCGCUGAUCGGGCGGUAAAUUGAUUUUGAACGAAAUUUCAUUUACUCUUGUACUCAGAUAAACGUCGAAUAACAGUCACGUAUUGGUAAUACAAUAUAAAAUGGCAAUUUGGCAAAAUUACAGUGACGUAUGUCAAAUUAUGGUUUAUAACUGUCAUCCCUGAGUAUGAAACUGUGACAUUGUUGAUAUGUAAGAUUUUAUUUUGUGAUUGAUGGAAAAUCAGUGUGUGUGAAAAUCUAUGAGUGUUCCAUGUAUUUUCUCUGAGUAUAUUUAUUUAAUUUCUUUUUUUUGUUUGUUUUGUAAAUAUUUAUGUAUUUAAUGGAUUCUCGACAGGUCGACGACUGCUCGAGAUGAAAAUUAAAUCAGGAUGUACGAAGGAGGUGAACAAAGAGAAAUGUGAAGAGGGGGAUGCUGUGAGCGCCAGAGCAAAACAUUUGACAUUAGUUAAAUCAAGAAUCCUUUCGACGUUUUAAUAUCGUCCCGUAUACGAGAUUAAAGGUCAUUAGAUGAACGACGAGGGAGAAAUAAAAAAUUACGACUAAUGUAUAACAUAGGGUCAAAGCGAAUCGAUGUACCUAAAAUUGUCUGUAAUAUUUGUUAAAGGAAGUGCAAGGAAAAACACUGAGAGAGAUCGAUGUUGUAACGUGAUUUGCCUGUAUUUUUGAAUAAAUAAUAUACGAAAUCGAAUCGGUCAGAUUUAACCAUCAUUUUUCAUGUACGUAGAAUUUAUAUUUUAUACUUAAUUUUCUCAUUGAAUCUACAACGUACCUUUGUCAUAAAUUAAAUCAUUUUAUUUUCAGUUUCCCCAUAU